This is a messenger RNA of Ruditapes philippinarum (Manila clam), 1040 nucleotides long. Its product is annotated as integrin alpha-4-like. The coding region runs from base 162 to 1025 and encodes 287 amino acids. Lineage: Eukaryota; Metazoa; Mollusca; Bivalvia; Venerida; Veneridae. Gene Ontology annotation, molecular function: integrin binding. The transcript is spliced from 6 exons. Gene Ontology annotation, cellular component: integrin complex; external side of plasma membrane. The record is from RefSeq and is a predicted model, not a curated record. Gene Ontology annotation, biological process: cell-cell adhesion; cell adhesion mediated by integrin; integrin-mediated signaling pathway.
CUGUGAAUGGCUACUUUGGAGCUUCUCUGUGUACAGUUGACGUGAAUAAUGACGGAUUGGACGAUCUCCUGGUAGCGGCACCAUUUUACAGUAAAGGUGAGCGCGAGGAAACCGGAGUUGUUAUUGUAUAUCUUGGACAAGAUCGUGUUGGACAAGGUUCCAUGACUUUUCAACCUAUGACAUAUACUUUGACCGGAAGUGACAGUUCUGGUGCGCGAUUUGGCACUGCAAUGGCUAGUUUAGGAGAUAUAAGUAAAGACAAAUAUAACGAUAUAGUGAUUGGCGCCCCCUAUGAGGAUGACCUGAGAGGCGCCAUCUAUAUAUAUAAUGGUUGUAAAACGGGUGUGUGGCCUCACUUUUCACAAAGAAUUGAGGCAGACUCUUUUCGCGAUGAACUCAGGUCGUUUGGAUUUUCUUUCUCUAAAGCAGUAGACAUGGACAAUGAUGGUGUAAAUGAUAUAGCAGUAGGGGCAUACCUCUCUGAUAAAGCAUAUAUAUUGUUCGGUCAAUCUGUAAUCAACAUAGAAAUUUCACUAGUGCCCAGUGUCAGCCAGAUAGAUAAAGAUACCACCCAGUUAUGUCCAUCUACAUCUGGUACAGAUGUCGUACCUUGUUUCAGGGCCAAUGUUUGCUUUUACUACAUCUACAGGCAAUUCAACACUAUUGAACUGAAUGUAACCCUAGAGUUAGACACUUAUAUGUGGGAGUAUAACAGAAUAGCUUUUCAGUCUAAUGGAGGCAAUGUGGAUAGUUUUAUAAAGAAGAUAUUUUCAGGGGGUAGAUCAUGUAUUGGUGAUAAGGAUAUUCUGAUCAAGUCAACAUCCGACUUGGUGACACCUGUUCGAAUGAAAGCCAGUUAUGAAGUAUUGAGCAUACCAGGGAGUGCUCGUGUCCAGCCCACUAUCAAUAAAUUCGACGGAGAAACCCCAGACAAGCAGAUACUAAUAUCAACUAAAAUUGUAAGUGUAUUCAUAAGGCCUAAAAAUUGUGUUGUAAGGAUAAACAUGCUCUCCAGGAAUAGGUAGAGUAGGUUUGAUUUU